UGUAAAACGCAAGCUUGCUCAGCAUAAACAUAACGUCGCGAAAGAAUUUCCAUCGUUUCUAGAAAAUUCAAAUGUAUAGGUAUAUACAUGGUGUGGUUAAUGUGUGAUCAAGUGUUGAAAAUCGCGAUCGAAAGUAACCCCAUCCGAUGUCAAAACGAAACGAUUUCUACGAACGUGAACCAUUAAAAAGUGAUACGCGUGUAAAACCGGUGCGUGCACUCGGGAAACAACGAUACCUGAUUAACACCGAUAUUUAACGUGUUUAACUCGACGCGAGAGUGAGGAACGCCAUUGGCCGGAAUCCGCGAGCUUUUAACAGUCGUAUCAAAGUCACGAGUCCUCAGUUCGCGCACAGCCGCUAGAGCGGGAGGACGUGUGGCAGUGUUCGUUCCGCAUUGCUGUGAGAGUCUCAGAGAAAAAGUUGGGCCUGAGUGGAUUAACAUAGUUGUACCGGCGGCGGACGUGUCUCGAAAGUACAUUCAGGCCUUAUCCAUCGGCUGAUAAAUGAAUACGCACCAUGACACCCCGUGAAUACCUUAUUGUAGCGUUAACGAUUGUACUCGGAAUCCACGCAAUUAACGCGAACGCCAGGUCGUGGGAUUUAGCGGUGGUGAUCGGGAACAGCGUCGAGUUUUUUUUUCGGAACAAGACGCUGGCUGGACAAAUUCAAAUAAAGGAGGCUGAAUCGUUGACUGGGGUAGCGUACGAUGAUACCACGAACACGUUGUUCUUCUCCGACACGCGCAGCAAUUAUUCCGUGUUCAGUAUCAACCUAAAGGAGAAGAAUGACACGGCGAAGCCACUAGUCACGAAACAAGAGAACAACCACAUCGUAGGACUCGCUUUCGACGCGAAGACGCGAAACCUCUUUUGGAGCGACGGGGUGAAAAGUGCGAUCAUGAGAAUGCACGUGCCAUUGGAUGGACCACCGGAAAAGCCCGCCCUCCUCCACGAUUUAAAGGGAAGCAGCGCGCGGGGCAUCGCUCUGGAUCUAUGUAACAGUCGCAUAUACUGGGUAAAUAGUAAUAAAGGGAAUCAGUGCAUAGAGCGCUCGAAUUUAGACGGAACCGAGAGAACUUCCGUUAUUAAAAAAGAUAUGCUGUACGAGCCACUAGCAGUGGCUAUAGAUCAUGCCGAAAGGAAGCUCUACUGGACCGACGACAUCGAGGGUGAACGAAGUGCGAUCGAGCGCACCAAUCUCGACGGUAGAAAUAACCAGACGGUGAUACGCAUUAAACGCCAUCAACCUGUCUAUUUGGCCAUAGACCGCGACACGUUGUAUUGGUCCGAUCGGGUCCAUAAAAGGAUUUGGUCGUUGCCGAAAAACGCGGAACCUGAGGAGUCGCCAGUGGAGUUCAGGCCGUAUCGUUUGUAUCCCCACUUCGCUGAACUGAAUGGGAUUAUCACACGGGAUAACACGGAGCAGAUUGAUUGCGAGAGAUACGAGCGGAUUAUGAAUUACGCGAACGCGACGUUAGCCCCGGAGGCACUGCCGUCGCUGAACAAUUUACCUACCGGUACCGAGGAAUCGGAAAUGGUCACCGAGAAAUCACAAUACUGCCUCAAUGAUGGAAUCAUGGACGACACUGACGAGAUCUGCCGCUGCAAGCCAGGGUUCACUGGUGCACAUUGUGAAAUAAACCUUUGCCACAAUUACUGCCUUCAAGGUAGUUGCAGUAUAAACACUGAUAAUUUACCCACGUGUAAAUGCAGUGGUACAUUUAUUGGACCAAGAUGUGCAACAGACCCCUGCAUAAACUAUUGUUUGCACGGUGGUCAAUGUUCCGUCCAAAACGAAAAACCAGUUUGUAAAUGUAAAUAUUCAGAAGGAUCUCGCUGUGAAAAUCCCAGUAAUGUGACAAAAACAUGUGAGACCAUUUGUGCAAAAACUGAAAUAGUUCCUAUGAACCAUAGUGUAAUUAAUUGCAGGUGUGAUAAAACGAAUGAAACAAGUGCACAAAUGAUCAUGACUAAUGGAGAACGUUAUGAAUACACCAUAAUAGGAUUAACUUUUGCUGUACUUACUAUUGUACUUAUGCUUGUAAUAAUUGCACUUAGUUACUAUGUGAACACACUACGAAAACGGCCACGUAUUAGGAAACGUUUUGUGGUGAGCAAGGGUGGUAUAACACCACUUACCUCGAGGCCACAAAUACCAGACAAUCAAUGUGAAAUAACCAUAGAGAACUGCUGCAACAUGAAUAUUUGUGAAACUCCAUGUUUCGAACCAAAGUUACGUACUGCUGUGGCGGGAAGUAACGAUAAUAAGAAAGAAGAGAAGAAUUCUUUACUUGAUAAUAUGGAAGGGAAUUCGUGGUAGCAUAAACUAGUAAUUCAACGUGUUAAUUGGGGAAGAUUUUGCGGAUUUCGUGUGAUGUUCGUAGAAACUUUAGCCUCAUAAAAAAGCACGUUUGUACAUAAUACAGCAUACCGUAGUAUUGUUAAAUUUAGUGAUCAUUUGUGCAAAAAGUACGGAGACAUCGUAAGAACGAUACAGUCAACAAACAAAAGCCAAAGGUCUUCUUUCAGACUCUUAAUUAUGUCAUAUGAUAUGUACUAUGUUGAUAUACGGAUUAUUUCAAAUAGCUUUUCAAAAGAUAUCAAUGCUUUCUUUUUAAGAUGUAUGAUCAUUAUAUGUCUUUCAUAAUGGAACCAGAAAAAUUAAGUUCUGCAUUUUUGAGGAGAUGGAUAAGUAAUAGGUGUGUAAUCAAACAUAGAGAAUUUACAUAUAUUAUACAUACCCUUUGGAAAUUCUCUUAACUGUUUUCUUAUACAACUCUUACUUGUAAAUGUUUCAAAAAUAAUGAAAUGUAUUUUAAAACAAAGUACACCAAAAAUGAAAACUGAUUGCAAUAGAAGGACAUACAAAAGCUGCCUUAAUUGCUAGACUUCUAAUAAUUGCUCAACGUACCAUUGAGUACAUUCCUAAAAAGUUAUAGAUUACAAGAUUAUAACUAACAUUAUUGUGUUCGUACAAAAAAUUGGUGAUUUUCAAUCAACAUUUAUCGAGCUUAAUAAUUCACAUAGCAAACUGUGAAUCGUUAUAUUGCCACAGAGAUAAACUUUUCUUUUACUAAUUUUCUUAUUUUAUUGAGUACAUUUGCAUUUGUUCUUGUACUUUAUCGUAUAUUAGAUCAAAUACUAUAUUGUACAAAAUUUAAUAUGCCUAUACAAUUUCACCUUACAAAUAUCACCUUAAAUACCUUAUGUACAUUAAGAUCGUAAAAGCGUUGUUUGGGCAGACUUGAAAAAUUGGCCUUCAUAUUCAACUUAACAUAAGUAAUAUUGUUUACAAAGGAACUGCAGCUAUUUGUAUAAAUCUUGUACAGCGUUAUUUUAUAUAUUCGUACAGGAGCGUAUACGCUCAAGUUGAAGCAACAAUGCAGCACUCGAAUAUAGAAAAUAUUCAUCGCGACUUGUGAAAAUCCAUAGUACACGUAAAUUGUAAACUUCUGAAAAUCAGGAGUUUACAACUCGAAAUAAUAAUAAGGUCAUUUACACAUAUAUUAUGAACACUCAUACAUUUAGGAAGUACAAUGCAUACAACGAAAUUUGUUGCAGACUGGACGAUUCCUAGUAAACUUUUAAUUUGCUGGGUAGAAUACAAAUAAUAGUACAUUUAAGUGAAAACAGCCUCUGUAGAACAAUAAUGGAUGAAUUUUAUUUCAAAACGAUCAUAUUAUAUUUUGUUGCAUAACUACUUCCAAUACUUAUGUAUCAAACUGUUCUUUCUACUGCUCUCUUUAUGUUUAAAAUAGGUAAUCGUUCAUUAUUAACAAGUGGCUGAUUAAUAACAUCCAACUACUUAAAACGUAAACCUAAAUUUGUACCAAAGUCAUGUGUAAAAUUAUUAACAUUAGCCAUAGUAUAAUUGUUGUUCAUUUAAAAUUAUUAUUUCAGAAUAGUCUUACAGAAUAAAUUUAUACAUCAUCUUAUAUUAAUGGUAAAAACGUGUCGUUACUGCGAUAAGUGAAAGAAGCAGCAAAUAAAUAAGAGAUGAAACAAGUUGUAGUUUUAAUAGCGAAUAUGGUGCAAUGCCGUGGCGCAGCUACAUGCAGCUAUAUACUUAAUAUUGGAUACAAGAUACUAUGUUUCUUUCACAGUACAAACAAUUCAUUAUUUCAUAAAAGGUAGAAAUAAUGAACUGAUCAUUGAUUUCAUUGUCUUUCGUUCUUAAUACGUUAGGUCGAUGAAAUAACGUUCCUGUUGUCUAAAAGGCGAAGCAAGUUAAGUACAUGACGAUUAUACUUUGUUCCUGUGUAAAGGAAAAAAUUAUUUAGAAACGUUAUUGACCUUUACGACAUAGCGAUCUUUGCUUUUAGACUUUAGUACACAAUUUUAUAUAUAAGAUGUUUGUAUGAUUUGUUAAAUUCCUUAAUACAUAUGUUCAAAUAGAAUGAUACAUGUGAUGCAUGUUGAACAUUAUAUUCGGAAUGUAAGCAUUUCGCGAACACUCAUCCCCAGAGGUGGGAUAGUGGCUUUAUUAGUGAAAUAUUUACAUUCCCUGAUAGCAAGGAGUUAGUGGAUAGUUCACAAGCAAAAUACUGAUUUAUGUACUUUGUUAUUUUUCUUGUGUUUGUACUUAAUAAAAAGUUAAAUCUAAAAUUUAAAUUAUUUUAUUAUCUUAAUAAUAAUAUGUAUUUCGUAAAUAUACCAAAAUUACUAAAUUUUUAAACGUCUUUUUUUAUGACUAUUUCUAGCUUUUGAAAAUAAGAUGUAUUUUAACGAUGCAUCAAAAGUACUGAACAUCUGAAAUGUUUUGUAUCAUUCUAUUACAAUCAAGAAAUUGAACAUCAUUGUAUACAAAUGAAAAUAAAAUUAAUUAAUUAACAGGACUCAUUUUA
Nomia melanderi (Alkali bee) is the source of this 4844-nucleotide messenger RNA. It is a transcript of the gene cue, whose product is annotated as Low-density lipoprotein receptor repeat domain-containing protein cueball. Gene Ontology annotation, cellular component: plasma membrane. Gene Ontology annotation, biological process: canonical Wnt signaling pathway. The record is from RefSeq and is a predicted model, not a curated record. NCBI's taxonomy places the organism in Eukaryota, Metazoa, Arthropoda, Insecta, Hymenoptera, Halictidae. Gene Ontology annotation, molecular function: Wnt receptor activity; Wnt-protein binding.